Paraphaeosphaeria sporulosa is the source of this 2016-nucleotide messenger RNA. RefSeq lists its product as uncharacterized. The record is from RefSeq and is a predicted model, not a curated record. Gene Ontology annotation, molecular function: phosphatidate phosphatase activity; heme binding. Bases 124 to 1701 code for a protein of 525 amino acids. NCBI's taxonomy places the organism in Eukaryota, Fungi, Ascomycota, Dothideomycetes, Pleosporales, Didymosphaeriaceae. The transcript has 2 exons. Gene Ontology annotation, cellular component: actin cortical patch.
UUUACAUCCAAGCUCGUGCCCCAACCUCCAGUCUCGCGUUUCCUUGCGUCUUGUCACUUCCUCGCCUCGGUGUUGAGGUCAAUCCAGAGCCUACUCAAGUAUACUUUAGUACGGGCUUGCAGGAUGUUUACCAAGGCUCCGCAGCACGCGAUGCUGCUCGCUGCCGCACUCCAAGCGGCGAACGCAGUCGCAAUUCCGGAUCCCACGGCUGCCCCGGCUCCCGUCGAAGCACGCGCCCCUAUCACGACACCAGCGCCUGUUGUCUUUGUAGGCGGCCGCAGCUAUGUUCUCGACAAGCGCAACCUCCUUGAUGAUAUCAAGAACGGCGUAGACAGCAUUGCGGCUUCCUGGGGCAGUGUACUGGGUACCGAUCUGCCUAGCUACUUCACGGAAGGUAUCCCCAACUUUUUCCAAGAUCUACCUACCGGUAGCCAGGUGCUAUCGUCGCUUGGAAUUAGUGAUGAUGACCUGAAAGCAUCGCCGACUGAGGUGCUCAACGUGCCGCCGUAUGCCAACUGGACUGACAAGGGUUGGAAUGUGCGCUUCCACGGAAAUGUUUACAAGAUGCCGAACAUUUCCCAGUCAAAGAUAGAUGACUUGGCCAAUGUCUUCUUGAUCGAUGUUAAACUCAAGGAUCUGCCCCAAAGCCAGCAGGAUCAGGCAAGGAACUUGACCAAGGAAAUCUUCAUCGUGCAACAGAGCAACCAGAACGUCUCGCUACACCUCGAGCCCGCCCGUUCGCAAGGUGGCGAUGGCGAGCCUGGCGGCAGCAACGCAAUCACCCCUCCAGGUGGCUCGCAGAACAUCACAUUACCAUACGAGACUACCUCCGAGGGCGACUUUGAUGUGUUCGUGCCGAUCAGGAACAUAUCCGGUGGAGGCCUGCUCGCUGGAAACGAGACCAACAAUGUACAGCGACUAAACGUGUACGCCAACGGCACACUUACCGGCAAUGCCACUGCGUACCUUGUUCCGACAGAGGGUAUCACAUUCAUCUCCGAUAUCGACGACAUCCUCCGUGUCACGAAGAUCUACGACCCCAAGGAGGGCUUAUUGAACUCUUUCGCAAGGCCAUUCACCCAGUGGAUGAACAUGCCCGAAAUCUAUGCCAACUGGUCCCAAAGCCUGCCCAACAGCACGCAUUUCCACUAUCUGACAACCACCCCAGAGCAGAUCACCCGUAAUUACAUGGACUUUAUCUUCAAGACGUACCCCGGAGGUUCCUUCGACACACGCCCGCUGAACUUCUCCGACGUCAGUGCUACCUUGUCGAUCCGCAAGUACCUGCUUGACAAGGUCUUUGAGACCUUCCCGAAGCGAAAGUUUGUGCUCAUUGCGGACACUUCGAACUCGGACGUCAUGAAGGACUACCCUCAGCUGGCACACGACCACCCGGACCAAGUGCAGUGUAUCUUCCUGCGCAACACUUCGUCGACUGACGACAGCGACUGGUUCCCAUACGACACUUCUGGCUUCGAGGGUCUCAACAACAAGAGCUACAUGUUCUUCCACGUUCCCGAUGAUCUACGCGGCCUCGACAUCGCCAACGGACAGUGCUUGAACAGCACCAUUCAACAGAAUGUCACGUUUUCGCGUCAGGAUGAGGUCCUUGGUAUUCACGGUGCGGGUGUCUCUUUGACGGGCAGCGCUACGAUGAGCCUUGUCGUCGCUUUGUUCGCUACUAUCUUCAUGGUGUUGUAAGAGUUGUACACGGAGCCGUCAAAAGUUCCGCACCUUGUGGUUUCCCAUAAUGGGCAAAACAGUACCGGUACUUUCGAUGAAUUCCUGUAUUUCCGGAUCACAAAUAUACACGGUGGAAUUUUACCAACCUAGCUGCUUUAUGUUUUCGCGGCGUCAAAGGGUCGGAUAUCUGGGUCAGGGUAACUUUCAAGCGGAGCGAUGAUAUUCGGAACCCUGGAUGUGCACAUGCUUGGUUCCAUCAGUGGCAUUGGUUCCACUGUGCGUUGAUUUACUGUAUAUAUCGUUGCUAUUAAUGUUCAGCUUCAUGUUUCACGC